Spizellomyces punctatus DAOM BR117 is the source of this 1792-nucleotide messenger RNA. RefSeq lists its product as uncharacterized. Bases 52 to 1659 code for a protein of 535 amino acids. The transcript is spliced from 5 exons. The record is from RefSeq and is a predicted model, not a curated record. NCBI's taxonomy places the organism in Eukaryota, Fungi, Chytridiomycota, Chytridiomycetes, Spizellomycetales, Spizellomycetaceae. Gene Ontology annotation, molecular function: aldehyde dehydrogenase (NAD+) activity.
GCGUUUUUCCCCCCAUUGCAGCAUUAUCAUCUCCAUCUUUAUUUGCAAACAAUGCUCACCCGCCUUCUCCUCCUCCGCCGUCCCCCUCGGCCCUUCCAUCACCUACAGCUAACACGCACAUACUCCACACCCACCGAAUCCGAAUACAAACUCCACGAACCGCUUCUCCGCUCCUUGGGACUCAGUUACGAAAACCCUGGCGUCUAUCACGGAAAAUGGAGCGGAAACGGACCGACGAUUGCGUCUGUGAACCCCGCUACGAAUCGGACGAUUGCGACGAUUCGGACAGGGACUCCCGAAAAUGUACGAGAAGCCUUGGACUCGUUAUCUGACGCGCAAAGGAUUUGGAAAGGAGUUCCUAUGCCUAAACGGGGAGAAAUUGUUCGACAAAUGCGGGAUGAAUUGGAAAGAAACAAAACGGCGCUUGGGACGUUGGUUUCUUUGGAAAUGGGAAAGAUUUUACCAGAGGGGUUAGGUGAAGUUCAAGAAUACAUUGAUGUAUGUGAUUAUGCUGUUGGGUUGUCUCGUAUGAUUGGGGGUCAGGUUUUGCCUAGUGAGAGGGUAGGACAUUUUAUGAAAGAGGUUUGGAACCCCCUUGGUAAUGUUGGUGUUAUUUCGGCGUUUAAUUUCCCGGUUGCUGUUUAUGGGUGGAAUAGUGCUAUUUCACUUGUAUGUGGUAAUACUGUGUUAUGGAAAGGAGCGCCGACCACCACGUUAUGUUCGAUUGCUGUGACGAGGAUGUUGGAGAGGGUUUUGGAGGCGAAUGGGUUACCCGGUGCCAUUUGUUCGCUUGUUAGUGGGGAUAAAGAGGUUGGUGAAGCUAUUGUGAGGGAUCGGAAUGUGGAUUUGGUGUCGUUUACUGGGAGUACUGCUGUGGGGAAAUGGGUGGGUGGGGUUGUGCAAGAGAGGUUUGGAAAGUGUUUGUUGGAGUUGGGUGGGAAUAAUGCUAUCAUUGUCAUGCCAGAUGCAGACCUAGACCUAGCUCUCCGCUCCGUCCUCUUUGCAGCCGUCGGAACCGCCGGACAACGCUGCACAACCACCCGUCGUCUCUUCCUCCAUAAAGACAUUCACGACGAGUUUGUAGAAAAAUUAGUAAAAGCAUACCAACAAGUCAUUGUUGGGGAUCCGUUGGAUAGUAAAACGCUUUGUGGGCCUUUACAUACCCGUCAUGCUCUUACGCUGUAUGAACAAGGGAUUCGGGAUGUUCAAGAUCAGGGAGGUAAAAUCCUUUAUGGAGGAACUGUACUCGACAGACCAGGAAACUUUGUCGUACCCACUAUCACAAGUAUCGAUCCCUCUGCAAGUGUGACUAAAAAUGAGAUUUUCGUGCCCAUUUUGCAUACCAUGAAAUUCUCGACACUCCAAGAGGCAAUUCAUUACAAUAAUGAUGUUCGACAGGGGCUGUCAAGUAGUCUUUUUACAAAGUCUUUGGAAAAUGUGUUUGAGUGGACUGGACCGUUUGGGUCUGACUGUGGGAUUGUUAAUGUUAAUAUUCCAACGAAUGGCGCUGAGAUUGGUGGGGCGUUUGGGGGUGAGAAGGAGACAGGCGGUGGAAGGGAGAGUGGAAGCGAUGCAUGGAAACAGUACAUGAGGCGUCAGACGUGCACCAUCAAUUAUUCGGGGGCAUUGCCGUUGGCUCAAGGGAUAAAGUUUGCCUAACUAGAAAAGAACUAGGAAAAAGAUGUAAAACACAAAUGUGUGUACUCGAUAUAUUUUGAUGUGCAAGGAAACCCAAAAUGUCUCAAUGUUUUGCAAAAGAGUACACGAUAAUCUUUUCACUUUUGUUUACCAA